Molecule: messenger RNA, 1086 nt
Organism: Micropterus salmoides (largemouth bass)
Lineage: Eukaryota; Metazoa; Chordata; Actinopteri; Centrarchiformes; Centrarchidae
Product: mid1-interacting protein 1-B-like
Exons: 2
Coding region: 440-889 (149 amino acids)
Biological process (GO): regulation of lipid biosynthetic process
Cellular component (GO): cytosol
Source: RefSeq, a predicted model, not a curated record
CCUGAUAAUCUCCGCCCCUCCCGCCCUGCUGCUCCUCCUCCGCUGAUGCUACGAAGCGAGCGCCGCUGACCGUCCGGAGCUCCAUCCCGGACAGAUUACCGGGCCGAAAGCAGCGACUCAUACGCCGACACCGCCGAGGAACGAGCCGCCACACGGUUCUCGCCCGUUAUCUGACCUCAGGGGUGAAACAGUCGGCCGGCGUCCUGCAGCGGGAGACGCCCUCCAUCCUCAGCGGGGACACUCGGGGUAAACCUGCGGUCUCUUUAACACUGGCAGACGUGGUGAGUGUACCUGCGUAACCUGGUCCAGCUUUGGGAGCUGGUUAAGACCUGGAUCUGGCUGUAGCCUCAUAGUAAUCCUCUAAAGAGCAUUAGCGGGCUAAGUUUGGCCCUGGACUGUGGCAGGCGGAGAAAAGGGGCUUCACUUCAGGUUUGUCAGCAUGAUGCAGAUUUCUGAAUCCUACAAGCAGAAGAACUCGCUCUUCAACGCCAUGAACCGCUUCAUCGGCGCCGUCAACAACAUGGACCAGACGGUGAUGGUGCCCAGCCUGCUGCGGGACGUCCCGCUGGACGACGCAGAGGACUUGAAGGCGGUGAGCGGCGCUAACGGCACCAACGGCGGCGCCUACUUCCAGCAGGUCGGCGACAUGUACAGCUCGUACGUGCUCCUCAAGUCCAUCCGCAACGACAUCGAGUGGGGCGUCCUGCAGGGCGAGGAGCGGCGGAAGGAGAAGGCGGUCGUGGUCGAGGCGGCGGCGGCAGAGGAGGACGACCUGGAGAAACAGUUUCAUUUCCACCUGAAAGGACUCCACGCCGUCCUGUCCAAACUGACCUGCAAGGCCAACACGCUCACGACCCGCUACAAGGAGGAGAUCGGCUGCGGGAACUAACUUAUAGACACUAUUGUAAACGUCUGUGCAGGCGGUUUAAACGCGUUUUAGCUCAUUAACUACAAGUCUGUUUACUUACUGUGAGGAACUGUCGAAAUAUAAACGAGCAUCGGGCAUAAAUAUGUUUUCAACACGGUGAAUCUGACCGGACGUUUGAUGCCCGCAGCUUUCGAGAAUUCGGAGACACGUUUCAGUUU